Vidua chalybeata is the source of this 3859-nucleotide messenger RNA. RefSeq names its product tumor necrosis factor receptor superfamily member 10B-like. Bases 690 to 1763 code for a protein of 357 amino acids. Gene Ontology annotation, cellular component: cell surface; plasma membrane. Gene Ontology annotation, biological process: positive regulation of apoptotic process; TRAIL-activated apoptotic signaling pathway. The transcript is spliced from 10 exons. Lineage: Eukaryota; Metazoa; Chordata; Aves; Passeriformes; Viduidae. Gene Ontology annotation, molecular function: protein binding. The record is from RefSeq and is a predicted model, not a curated record.
AAAAAGAACUACACAGCUACGAAAUAUUUCCCCACUUCCCAGCUCUGGGGUGAGAUGGCGACUUUUUUGCAAGGCUGCCGUGCCUUUGCGUCGUGAACACCUCUGGAAUCGCACGGGAUCUCUCACACAGGGAUUAUCCACUUAACACCUUUUUCUCAGGACACAAAAACCGGCGGCUUUGCUCGCUCGGGUCCGAUGAGCGAUCGGGAAAAAAUGCAAGAGGAGGAGCAACACCCUGAGAAAUCAUUUCCCGAGCGCUCGCGUGAUUCAGGUGUUUCGAAACUUAUUUGGUCACUUGAGCGGUGAGCGAAAAUAACGAGUGGCUAAAAACUAAAAGGAAGGGGAACAGUGAAAGCCAAUUCGGCUUCUCGGGCAAACCAAGGCGGGCAGGAGAACUUAACGAGAACAUUUCGAUCGAAUGAACGCGCGAACUCCGCACGGACGGGGCCAGCGCUGGGACAGCCCCAGGUCCUCCUCUUCCUCCUCAUCCCGCCCGGUCUAGCCCUCUAUAAAAGCUCCAGCCUGGGCCCUCCCCACACAUUUUCCUCCAGGCUCUGGGGAGAGGCGGUUGUCUCAGAGCCGUGUCCAGGCCUGGCCCGCGCUCCGCCCGCUCCGUGCCCGCUCCGUGCCCACUCCGUGCCCGCUCCGUGCCCGCUCCUCGCCCUGCGGCGUUGCAUGCUCCACUGAAGAUGCGCCGGCCCCGACAGCGCUGCCUCCCUGUGCUGCUGCUGGUCACGGCGUCUGCUUUUGGAGCCAGUGCUGUCACCUUCAGGAGGAGGGAUCUCACCUGGCGAGGGGAAGAUGGUUACUACAGGAAAAGCGAUGGUGUCUAUUGCCAGAAGUGCCCUGCAGGCACCUACAUUGCAGAGGAGUGUAAGGAGCAGAACGGCUCUGGCAGGUGUGAGCCCUGCAGACCUGGGGAAUACAUGGAAUAUCCAAACGCCUUCCAGUGGUGCCAGGACUGCUCGGAGUGCAGGGAAGAUCAGGUGAAGCAGAGUCCCUGCCAGCCCCUCAGGAACACGGUGUGUGUCUGCAAGAACGGCACCUUCUGCCCCCCGGAGCACCCCUGCGAGAUGUGCCAGAAGUGCCAGCCCAGGUGUCCCGAGGGUCAAGUGGAGCUGAAACACUGCACACCUAACAGUGACCUCCUGUGUGGUCCUGGCGCGGACACCUGGCCCUCCUACAUCAAGGCCAUCAGCAUCAUCACAGUGAUUGGUGUGAUCCUGGUUGUGUUCUGCUGCUGGAAACGCCUCUGUAGUUCCCCAGGGGAUGGGAGACCCUCGAGCAGGAGGCCCUAUAAAAUAGUGAGCUCCAUGUUUAGGAAGCUGCUGUCGUGCAAGGAGGUGAGUUCAGAGGACAACACACCUGUAGAGAGGCGUCAGCCUCACACACCAGCAGAGAUACAGGAGAUGCUGCCAAAUGAGAAGCCCAUGAAUGAGAAACCCAUGAGGCGUCUGGUUCCAGCACCGGGGCAGGAACCCAGUGAUGCGCUGCGGAGCACCUUUUACAUCUUCGCUGGGAAGAUCCCCAUGGACUACUGGAUGAAAUUCGGCCACAGCCUGAACCUGGAGGACAACGACAUCAACAUGGCCAAGUCGGACGAUGGCUUCUACAACAUGAUGCGCAAGUGGCAGAACAGGGAGGGCUCCAAGGCCUCUGUGAACACGCUGCUGGAGACCCUGGUCCGGCUCAACCUCGGCGGGGUGGCAGAGGACAUGUCCUCCAGACUCCUCAAGAAUGGUUUUCAGUAUGAAAUAAGCUGAAGGGAGCAGGGCACACGCUGCAACUCCCUCCUUCAAGCUACAGCUGUGAAAUACCUCACAGAACAUUUCGAUUUUAGCUGUUUGUAGCACUCCUGUGGCUGCUCUCCUUUUGAAGCCAUCACGAGCUCAGCUGAGCUAGGAGGAGCUGAUCCUCAUGUGAAGUAUUAGCCUCAGGGUCCUCUCUGCUGGAAUUACAGGUUCGGUGUUGUUGCUUCCUCGUGGAAUCCGAGCUGGUUUCUUGAUUUCACUGGGACAACACCAAGAGUUUAAAAUAAUUUCAAUCUGCUUCCUCGAUCAUCUCGCUUGGAAGCACUGGUACUACCCAGAUUUCUUUGGGAUCAGUGCAGAGAAGGGCUUUUGGCACCCCUGUGCUUUUGAACUGGAUCAUCCUUGAUUCUCAAAGGAUUCCUGGCAUCAUGAAAUGGCUUCUGCUUUUAGAACAUCUCUGAGUAAGCUUCGUUCUGCAUGCUUGGUGGUUCUGCAAGCUCAGUUGGGGUCUUGGGUUACUUUUUGUGUACUGAAUUUUUGUUUUGUUUUGUUUUACAUCGUUCUGCUUGUUUUUAGGAGGCAGUUUAAAACUGCACUUGGAGGGGGCAGGAGGAAUGAUUGACUUGCACUGUGAACACUGGGGAAGUGCCUGGGGAAAGGGACAAUGUAGGGGUCACCCAGCCCAGCCCCCUGCCAGGACCAAGGACAUCUUCCACUCCACCAGGCUGCGCCAAACCCCAUCCAACCUGACCUUGAAUGUUUGCCAGGAUGGGGCAGCUUAUCUGGGCAGCCUUUCUGCCAGUGUUUACCAACCCUCAUUGUGAAACACUUCUUCCUGAUAGCUCAUCUAAUGUGAUCUGCAUUCGGUUUAAAACCAUUCCCGUGUCCUGGCACUCCAGGCCCUUAUCCAGAGUCCCUCUCCCCCUCUCCUGGAGCCCCUUUAGGUACUGGAAGGGGCUUGAAGGUGUCCCAGAGCCUUCUCUUCUCCAGGCUGGACAAUCUCAGCUCUCCCAGCCUGGCUCCAGAGGGCUUGAACCCUCAGAGCAGCCCCGUGGCCUCCUCUGGAUUUGCUCCAACACCUCAGAGGCCCCAGAGCUGCAGGUGGAGUCUCCCCAGAGCUGAGGAGAAGGGAAAAAUCCCCUGCUGGGCCCAGGUUAGCCCCGUGGCCGUGGGGUGGCUCUGCUGUCCCUGUGUGCCCCAGCAUGGAGGGGUGAAUGCACUGAGUGUGAGUGUGACCGUGGUACUCCCUGCCCAUCCCAGCCCGUGGGCAGCUCCCCAAACACUGAGCCUCACACAGAGCUCAGGGACAACCUAGCUGCAAAACCAACUGGGAAAACUACUGGAUUACUUGAGUUGCCACCCCAGUCCACCAGGACUUUCCCCAGUGAGGUGAGAAGGUGCUCAGCACCCUUCCUGCUGCUCUCCUUCUCCUCCACCCUCCAAUACUGCAUCCGCAAGCAGAAAUUUUGUACUUAUUUAUUUAGCAAUUGUAAAUAUUACAUGUAUUAACUGAAAAGCAAUAUAAAAAUAUUGGUUUUUUUCUUAUGCAUGAUUGUGUGUUUUUUACAGAGCUCUGGCCCAGCCAGUUUGCUAUUUUUCCACAUUUGUACAUUUCUCGUUUGUACAUUUCUUUUGUACAUUCCGUUUUGUACAUUUGUUCAUGAAGGGUUAACUAUUUAAAAAAAAAAUCCUCUUGAUUUUUUCAUCUGGUUUGAUUUGUUUUGCCCCCAGAACUCUGGUGAGGGCCUGUCCAGGGUCUCACUGGACACCAAGGUCCAGGGUCCCAGUGGACACCAGUUGCUCCAUGUGGCACUGAGGACUCAGCCCAUGGAAUUAAUGCUCAGCUGUGGAUAUUCUCAAUUCAGUCAGAGAGAAAAGGAGAGAUUUCUACCAGGCUAAGCCUGGGAAAGAGUCCAAAAGGAAUGUAAACAAUUUAUUACCUCUCUGCUGUUCAUAUUGUUUAUAGAUAUGUGCUGCCACCGUGUGCUAUCCAUAGUGCACCAGUGGUGUGAGAUGUUUUUACUGUAGGACCAGUGAAGCUGGUCCUCACGAUGUGCUCUAUAAAGAGCGAUGUACUUGUUAAUAAAUCGUUUAUUCUUGCCUUCUGA